Messenger RNA from Calidris pugnax (ruff), 1138 nucleotides. RefSeq names its product transmembrane protein 252 (gene TMEM252). The transcript has 2 exons. The record is from RefSeq and is a predicted model, not a curated record. NCBI's taxonomy places the organism in Eukaryota, Metazoa, Chordata, Aves, Charadriiformes, Scolopacidae. The coding region runs from base 34 to 594 and encodes 186 amino acids.
AACAGGAACCAAGAGCUGUGCCUGCUGGAAAAGAUGCCAAAAUGCAUUUUUACCUUCAUUCGUCUUUCUGUGCUCUUACUCGGUUUCUCCAUUAUUUGUGUGGGAGUCCUUUGCGUUCCCACAAGCUCCUCCACAUGCAGAUGUGGAAAUAACGAACUGGUGUUUUAUUGCCUGUUAGCUCCGGGGGUCUUUCUCCUUGUGAUUGGCAUCUGCUGGAACACUUGCCACGAAGUUUUGAAGUACAGGGGCCCCUUCGGCGCCUCCAUUCGAAACCCCAGCCGCAGAGAGCUACGUGUCAGCACUAUAGACAGGCCUGACUUCUAUCCCCCCUCCUAUGAAGACAGCACAGAUCCUGAAAAACAGACCUUCCCACUGCCAGUUGCCCCUACUCUGAAAGAGCAAGAAGCCAUAAACAUCCCUCCACCUCCAUAUAGUGAAAGCAGUGCAGAGUUCAUCAGUGAAACUAAUGAGAAGGAGCAGCCACCACCUUAUGAGUUAUCUGUGGGGCAACUACAGCAGCAGCAAACAGCUGACCAAGACUCAAACACUGGAAGGGAGUCAGAAUCUCAUCCAUCCACACAAGAAAAGAGUUAACAACAAGAUACGAAUUGCCAGGGGACCUCAGAAAGAGCAACGCCUGUCCGAACAUGAGAGACUGGCAGUGGGUAAAAUUCUGUGAAGCAGGGAAAAUAGGAAGAAGAUGUGUCAGUGUUCCCUGACAGUACAUCACUUAGGGUGAAACUGCCUAGGAGAAGCCACUGAGGGUGAAACUGCCUAGGAGAAGCAUUGACCAUUUGUGUGUUCAAGUGGAGUUGGAGGGGAUAUAUACAAAGGUGCUCAGUGUCUCAAAGUAGAAUGAAUCUCUACAGAGAUAAAAACAGUAAGACUGUAUCUUAUAAAAGUCAACAUCCCUGGCAAUAUGAGUUUCUUAUGCUGCAAGAUAAAUGAAGUACCAUGCUGCCCUCGGUCUUAAGUGUCUUGUACCUCAUAAGGAGUGUUGGCUAGAAGUCCUUAUUUAUGGUUUUGUAACAUUAGCUGACUUGGGAAACUUAUGAACUCAGCUUUUGUUUGGAAUUUGUAAAUUGUUUGGUGUAACUGAUUAUUUUUGUAUCAUAUGCCUUUCAAGUUACUUGUUUGA